Danio aesculapii is the source of this 2348-nucleotide messenger RNA. It is a transcript of the gene erich2, whose product is annotated as glutamate-rich 2. NCBI's taxonomy places the organism in Eukaryota, Metazoa, Chordata, Actinopteri, Cypriniformes, Danionidae. The record is from RefSeq and is a predicted model, not a curated record. The coding region runs from base 1 to 876 and encodes 291 amino acids. The transcript has 10 exons.
AUGGUCAGCAAGAAUUCCCAGAAUGUUUCACCAUUGAAACUACUGAGUGCCAGUUCAAGAGACCCAGCGGCAAAAGAAGCAGUGGAAUGGAAAGCAAAGCAAACAAAACUCAAAAUAAAUGAAAAGACAGAGGGACAGGAUCCUUCUAUAAACUCUGAGACAGCAACAAAUAUGAAACUCAGCGUUUCAAGUUCCACAAGGCAGCAGAAACCAAAACCUGGUGGAAAGACAGACGGGCCGGAUUCCUCCUUAACAACAAGACAAAAUGCUCUCCAGAUGUCAGAAACAUCAAAUCCUACUCUCAAAAUGCACAGUUCUAACAGCAGCAGAGGGUAUAAUGCCUCUAAAGCUCCGUCCUUCAGAAAUGUAACCACGCAUGGACAUAAACCACCCAAACAGGUUCCCUCGAUUAUGACAGCAAUAGAAAAACAAGAAGAAUGUGAAGUCCAGUCAGAAAGUGUGCACGAACCGCAAAUUGAGGCCACUGGAGAAGUGCUGUCCGCAAAUGACCAGGAUCCUCCUGAGGCACAAAAUGAUGAGGAUGAAAAUGAGAGCGAUGAAGGACAUGUGCCGCUAGAACUGUUUGCUGAGUUUCUACAGGCUGUGAUGACAAAGAAUUACCAACUUGCAAAGAAGCUUUGUCAGAUGAUUUUAAUUUAUGAGCCCCAGAAUUCAGAAGCCAAGCGGUUUCUUCCUCUCAUUGAAGAAAAAUUACUGAUAGAAGCGGAUGAAGAAUCAGAUGAUGAUGAUGAUGAUGAAUCUGACACAUCUGAUGAUGAUGAGGAUGAUGAAGAUGAUGAUGAUGAGUCGUCAGAUAGCUCUGAUACAGAUAAGGAGUCCACUGACAGCACAGACGAAACAUCAUCUUCAUGCUAAAUUUAGCAUCUGGUGGAGUUCAUGUCCUGCAUCACAUACAGCUUUGUUUACCGGUUAAAAUUUCUUGCACUCAAAAAAGAACUCAUUGGAUGAACUCAAUUUAUUUGAGGGCAAGAUUUCCAUACAGUAAAUUUGUUUAGCACCGACCUAAAAAACUUUACACAACUGAAUGCAAAUGAGUUGGUCCAACAUGAUUUUAUCAAAUAAAAGUUUUAAUACAUUUCUAUUUUUAUUUAACAAACUCAAAGGUCUAGUAAUAUCACGUAUGUCUAUUAUGUGUCAUACAUUUCAAAGUCUCUUAGUUUUAUUAAGUUAUUCCAAAUGAAUGAAAAGAGCCAUUAUUUUAGCAUAUUUCAUGAGUUACAUAUACUGUUGAUUGAGACUGAUCUCUGAACUAAUUUUAGGACAUGUAUUGCUCACUGAGCAAAGCAACGAACUGCAUUUUUGCUAAUUAAGCUGCCAACACCCAAAGCAUGGCUGCUUCUGCAAGGUGGCAAUCUCAACACUCACUAAAGUGAAUAUUAGACUCUGACAAGACUUUCUAUCAACUUUUAACCCCUAAGAUUACCAACCCAGGCUCAUUCUGAAAACAUACCUCCACGGACGUUUCUGGAGACUGCGAAAUACAUGCCUGCGGCACGUUUUUCUGCAGUUUUUGUUUUCGCGAAUCCGCCAGAGGUCGCCGUGUACGCUUUUCGAGAUCUCAAAUUUCCCUCGCGAGUGACGUUCGCGCAUGCUGUUCUCGUGUAACCCCACCAGAGGCCGCUGUCGACUCAAUAUUUGACAGACUUUCUGACUGACUGAGCGAACGUUUGGCUGACCCACCCUCCCCCUUCCCUAAACCCAACCAAUUUUAUCGGUUGACCCGCCCACCCACUUCCCUAAACCCAACCAACACGUUUCAAAAGCGAUCCAAAAAAAUAAAAGCCCUCGUCUGACUUUAGUUUUUUUUUACCACGUUUUUACAUUUUACCACAUCCUCACCCUGCUAUUUACUUGUUUGUUUUAUAUUUGGAUUCUGUUUUUGUCUUACCUGCUUUCUGGAACUGCUCUUUACCGGACUCGAAUCUCCGUCUUCGUGGUCAACUCCUCUCUGCAUGUCAAAUCCGCCAACGGACGUGGCACAAACUGGUUGCAGCUUUAAUGCCGUCCAAACGGAGGUAAGCGGUCGGUCAGCUGGUAAGCACAAAAAAGAAACGGCGUCACACCCCCCCAUAGCGUUCGUUUAAAAAAACGAAAUGCGGCCAUACGUACCUCCGCCUACGUAAUUCGGUGUCUCCAAAAACGUCCGCGGAGGUACGUUUUCACAAUGAGCCUGUAUUGAAGAUUACUUUUAUUGUCAACAUUUCCCUAUCCUAAUUCGAUCCCAAAACAUGCUGGGAAGUACAAAUCCCCAAGCAGAUAGUUGGACAAACACAAUUCCUUCAUGUUGUCCCAACACAAAACGCUUAAGCCAUGGGCCUCAAACUCAG